This is a messenger RNA of Piliocolobus tephrosceles (Ugandan red Colobus), 2775 nucleotides long. It is a transcript of the gene SLC39A6, whose product is annotated as solute carrier family 39 member 6. Gene Ontology annotation, cellular component: plasma membrane. Gene Ontology annotation, biological process: intracellular monoatomic cation homeostasis; zinc ion import across plasma membrane. The record is from RefSeq and is a predicted model, not a curated record. The coding region runs from base 141 to 2357 and encodes 738 amino acids. Gene Ontology annotation, molecular function: monoatomic cation:bicarbonate symporter activity; zinc ion transmembrane transporter activity. NCBI's taxonomy places the organism in Eukaryota, Metazoa, Chordata, Mammalia, Primates, Cercopithecidae. The transcript is spliced from 10 exons.
CCGCGCCUGGUAGAGAUUUUUUGAAAAGACCAGUGGGCCCGUUCCGAGCCCUUUGGACCGCCCGUGUGGAACCAAACCUGCGCGCGUGGCCGGGCCGUGGGACGACGAGGCCGCGGAGACGUGUCUCUCAGGAAGGUGCAAUGGCGAGGAAGUUAUCUAUAAUCUUGAUCCUGACCUUCACCCUCUCCGUCACAAAUCCCCUUCAUGAACUAAAAUCAGCAGCUGCUUUCCCCCAGACCACUGAGAAAAUUAGUCCGAAUUGGGAAUCGGGCAUUAAUGUUGACUUGGCAAUUACCACACGGCAGUAUCAUCUACAACAGCUUUUCUACCGCUAUGGAGAAAAUAAUUCUUUGUCAGUUGAAGGGUUCAGAAAAUUACUUCAAAAUAUAGGCAUAGAUAAGAUUAAAAGAAUCCAUAUACACCAUGACCAUGACCAUCACUCGGACCAUGAGCAUCACUCGGACCACGAGCAUCACUCUCACCGUAAUCAUGCUGCUUCUGGUAAAAAUAAGCGGAAAGCUCUUUGCCCAGAACAUGACUCAGAUAGUUCAGGUAAAGAUCCUAGAAACAGCCAAGGGAAGGGAGCUCACCGACCAGAACAUGCCAAUGGUAGAAGGAAUGUCAAGGACAGUGUUAGUACUAGUGAAGUGACCUCAACUGUGUACAACACUGUCUCUGAAGGAACUCACUUUCUAGAGACUAUUGAGACUCCAAGACCUGGAAAACUCUUCCCCAAAGAUGUAAGCAGCUCCACUCCACCCAGUAUCACAGAAAAGAGCCUGGUGAGCCGGCUGGCUGGUAGGAAAACAAAUGAAUCUAUGAGUGAGCCCCGAAAGGGCUUUAUGUAUUCUAGAAACACGAAUGAAAAUCCUCAGGAGUGUUUCAAUGCAUCAAAACUACUGACAUCUCAUGGCAUGGGCAUCCAGGUUCCGCUGAAUGCAACAGAAUUCAACUAUCUCUGUCCAGCCAUCAUCAACCAAAUUGAUGCUAGAUCUUGUCUGAUUCAUACAAGUGAAAAGAAGGCUGAAAUCCCUCCAAAGACCUAUUCAUUACAAAUAGCCUGGGUUGGUGGUUUUAUAGCCAUUUCCAUCAUCAGUUUCCUGUCUCUGCUGGGGGUUAUCUUAGUGCCUCUCAUGAAUCGGGUGUUUUUCAAAUUUCUCCUGAGUUUCCUUGUUGCACUGGCCGUUGGGACUUUGAGUGGUGAUGCUUUUUUACACCUUCUUCCGCAUUCUCAUGCAAGUCACCACCAUAGUCAUAGCCAUGAAGAACCAGCAAUGGAAAUGAAAAGAGGACCACUUUUCAGUCAUCUGUCUUCUCAAAACAUAGAAGAAAGUGCCUAUUUUGAUUCCACAUGGAAGGGUCUGACAGCUCUAGGAGGCCUGUAUUUCAUGUUUCUUGUUGAACAUGUCCUCACAUUGAUCAAACAAUUUAAAGAUAAGAAGAAAAAGAAUCAGAAGAAACCCGAAAAUGAUGAUGAUGUGGAGAUUAAGAAGCAGUUGUCCAAGUAUGAAUCUCAACUUUCAGCAAAUGAGGAGAAAGUAGAUACAGAUGAUCGAACUGAAGGCUAUUUACGAGCAGACUCACAAGAGCCCUCGCACUUUGAUUCUCAGCAGCCUGCAAUCUUGGAAGAAGAAGAGGUCAUGAUAGCUCAUGCUCAUCCACAGGAAGUCUACAAUGAAUAUGUACCCAGAGGGUGCAAGAAUAAAUGCCAUUCACAUUUCCACGAUACACUUGGCCAGUCAGACGAUCUCAUUCACCACCAUCAUGACUACCAUCAUAUUCUCCAUCACCACCACCACCAAAACCACCAUCCUCACAGUCACAGCCAGCGCUACUCUCGGGAGGAGCUGAAAGAUGCCGGCAUCGCCACUCUGGCCUGGAUGGUGAUAAUGGGUGAUGGCCUGCACAAUUUCAGCGAUGGCCUAGCAAUUGGUGCUGCUUUUACUGAAGGCUUAUCGAGUGGUUUAAGUACUUCUGUUGCUGUGUUCUGUCAUGAGUUGCCUCAUGAAUUAGGUGACUUUGCUGUUUUACUAAAGGCUGGCAUGACCGUUAAACAGGCUGUCCUUUAUAAUGCUUUGUCAGCCAUGCUGGCGUAUCUUGGAAUGGCAACAGGAAUUUUCAUUGGUCAUUAUGCUGAAAAUGUUUCUAUGUGGAUAUUUGCACUUACUGCUGGCUUAUUCAUGUAUGUUGCUCUGGUUGAUAUGGUACCUGAAAUGCUGCACAAUGAUGCUAGUGACCACGGAUGUAGUCGCUGGGGAUAUUUCUUUUUACAGAAUGCUGGGAUGCUUUUGGGUUUUGGAAUUAUGUUACUUAUUUCCAUAUUUGAACAUAAAAUCGUGUUUCGUAUAAAUUUCUAGUUAUGGCUAAAAUGCUAGAGUAGCUUAAAAAGUUGUCAUAGUUUGAAUAGCUUAUAGGGAGAUGAGUUUGUAUGCUGUACUAUGCAGCAUUUAAAGUUAGUGGGUUUUGUGAUUUUUGUAUUGAAUAUUGCCGUCUGUUACAAAGUCAAUUAAAGGUACGUUUUAAUAUUUAAGUUAUUCUAUCUUGGAGAUAAAAUCUAUAUGUGCAAUUCACUGGUAUUACCAUUUUAUUAUGUAAACAGAUUUGGCAUGACAUGUUCUGUAUAUUUCAGGAAAAAAUGUCUUUAAUGCUUUUUCAAGAACUAACACAGUAAUUCCUGUACUGGAUUUUAGAUCUCUAAGGAACUGCUGGUGUUUAGGAAUAAGAGUAUGCAUGAAGCCUAAAAUACCAAGAAAGCUUAUACUGAAUUUAAGCAAA